Paramecium tetraurelia is the source of this 1692-nucleotide messenger RNA. RefSeq lists its product as uncharacterized. Lineage: Eukaryota; Ciliophora; Oligohymenophorea; Peniculida; Parameciidae. Gene Ontology annotation, molecular function: tubulin binding; tubulin-glutamic acid ligase activity. Gene Ontology annotation, cellular component: cilium. The record is from RefSeq and is a predicted model, not a curated record. Gene Ontology annotation, biological process: protein polyglutamylation; microtubule cytoskeleton organization. The transcript is spliced from 5 exons.
AUGAGUGAAAUUUUUACUCUUCAAUAACUGGCUUAGAUGCAAAGAAACUUUGUUAAAAGGAAAAUCUAAAUCAAUUUAGAAUGUAAAAAUUAAUUAAAGCAAUUAAGAGACUAAGUAGUAUAAAUACUAGAUUGGAAGCCCACUCCAUCAGAAUUUGAAUGUCAUAUCUUUUGGAAGGAUACUUAUGUAACAGAUGAAGAAUAUCGUCGUUUGUUGCCUUAUCAAAGAAUCAACCAUUUUCCAGGAUCAUACAUGCUUGGAAAAAAAAAUGAAUUGUGUAGAAAUUUAAAUAAGAUGCGUAAACAAUACCCUUAAGAUUAUGAUUUUUAUCCAAAAACAUGGCAUUUGCCUUAUUAAAGCGAAGAAUUAAGAAAUAAAUAAGGAACAGGAAUUUUUAUAAUAAAACCAGAAGCUAAUUGUUAAGGAAGAGGAAUAUUUUUAACAAAAAAGCUUGAUUAAUUUUUAGAUAAGCAUUAUGUUGUAUAGGAAUAUAUCAGUAAUCCUUAUUUGAUUGAUGGACUCAAAUUCGAUUUAAGAAUUUAUGUUAUGCUUAAAUCAAUUGCUCCUCUUAAAAUCUUCAUGUACUAAGAAGGAUUAGCAAGAUUCUCAACUAAAAAGUAUGUAAAACCUUAAAAGAAGAAUUUAAGCAGUGUUACUAUGCAUCUAACAAAUUAUGCUAUUAAUAAAAGAAGCAAAGACUUUGUAUUUAAUAAUGACACAAACAAAGAUGAUGUAGGUCAUAAAAGAUCUCUGUCUUCAGUAUUCAAAUAUUUGAAAGAUUAGGAUCAUGAUGUAGAUUAGUUGAUGUCAUAAAUUAAAUCAGUGAUUGUAAAGACAAUUCAAAGUGUAUAAGGAGAUUUAGCACAUUUAUAUAGAUCACAAUAGCAUAAUGUAGAUGGAAUAGAAUAAUGCUUUGAAUUGUUUGGUUUUGAUAUUCUCUUGGAUUCUAAUCUCAAACCAUGGUUGCUUGAAGUCAAUCAUACUCCUUCAUUUUCAACUGAUACACCCUUAGAUAAGAUCAUUAAAAAGAACUUAAUUUUAGAUACGUUAAUUUUAUUAGAUAUUAGAAAUAAACCUAAGAAAAACUAUUUAGAUUAAAAAAGGGCUCCUACUUUUUAAAGACCUCCAAAAAUGAAUUAAGAAGAAAAGGAAAAAUAAGUAAACUAAAUUACCAUUUAUGAAAAUAAACAUCUAAAUGGCUAUAUUAGAGUUUAUCCUGAUGAAAAUUUACAAUACUACGAAUAGUUUAUGCCACCAAAACAAAAAGAGAAAGAAACAAUAAUUAUUUAAUAAUAAUUAGAUAUUACAAAGCAACCUGAUAAAAUACAAAAACUGCAAACUGAGUCUAGACCUCCUUUGGCUAAACCUCCUCCAAAACUUUCCAAAAACAAAUCUUUUAGUGAUCUAGAAGCCUAAACAAAUCAGCCUUUAACUCUUAGAACUGUUGCUCCUUAAACUAGAACUCCAUCUUAAUCAAGACCUUUCAGUAGUAUAGCCAUUAUAAAUAGACCUAUGAGUGCUCUUAGGAAACCUCUAUAUGGAAAUUAACAUUAAAAUCUUAAUUAGUCAUCAAAUUAAUAGAAAUUAAUAUACCCUCCUCCUAUAGAAUAACCCCCUAAGCCAGUAUUCAAAAUGUUACAAAUAAAGACAUUUAGCUUUUAAAAAAUUGAAAAUAUCUAAAAAAAUGAAUGA